CUGUCCUCUGACGGCAUCUGCCUCCUUAAAAGCUUCUGUAAUCUAACGGACAGACCCCCACCAGCGUUUCAGUUGUUUCAGUUGACUGUUCCUGACGGUGCACAGCCACACGAGGAUCCACAGACCUGUAACUCUUGUGCUCUGUUUUCCUCAGGUUCCCCAGCACAUGACUCCAGACAUUUCCGAGAGGACCGCCGUGACAAUGACCAUCCAUGUAGAGGGGCUUGUGGCUAUCGCGGUCUUUUACCUGCUGAUUCUGGUUGUCGGCAUCUGGGCAGCAUGGAAGAACAAACAUUCCGGGGAGGCGGAGGGCACCGACCGCAGCGAGACCAUCAUGGUCGGAGGCAGAGACAUUGGAUUAUUUGUCGGUGGAUUCACCAUGACGGCCACUUGGGUUGGAGGAGGAUACAUCAAUGGCACAGCUGAGUACGUGUAUCUUCCGGGUUAUGGCUUGGCUUGGGCUCAAGCCCCCUUUGGAUAUGCUCUCAGUCUGGUUGUGGGUGGUUUAUUUUUUGCAAAGCCCAUGCGCUCACGCGGUUACGUCACCAUGUUGGACCCAUUCCAGCAGCUGUAUGGGAAACGUAUGGGUGGCCUGCUCUUCAUACCCGCACUCAUGGGGGAGAUUUUCUGGUCUGCUGCCAUCUUAUCCGCCCUUGGUGCUACCCUCAGCGUCAUCGUGGACAUCAACAUUAAGAUGUCAGUUGUUCUCUCUGCACUCAUCGCAAUCUUCUACACCCUGGUUGGAGGACUGUACUCUGUGGCUUACACCGAUGUGGUGCAGCUCUUUUGUAUCUUUGUUGGGCUGUGGAUCAGUGUCCCCUUUGCUUUGACCAACCCUGCGGUAUCAGACAUCGCCGUUACUGCAGUGAAGCAGGUUUACCAGACACCCUGGAGGGGCAGCAUCAACAAGAGUGAUACCUGGAUCUGGAUUGACAACUUCUGCCUCCUGAUGCUGGGAGGGAUACCCUGGCAAGUGUAUUUCCAAAGAGUUCUCUCGGCCUCCUCUGCCACCUACGCACAGGUCCUCUCCUUCCUGGCGGCUUUCGGAUGCCUCGUCAUGGCUGUGCCCUCCGUUCUCAUCGGGGCGAUCGGAGCCUCCACAGACUGGAACCAGACAAGUUAUGGUCCCAUUCCUCCAAAAGACAGGGAACAGGCUGACAUGAUCCUCCCCAUCGUACUGCAACACCUCUGCCCACCGUUCGUCUCUUUUUUUGGUCUGGGCGCUGUUUCCGCGGCUGUCAUGUCCUCGGCAGACUCCUCCAUCCUUUCAGCUAGCUCCAUGUUUGCCAGGAACAUCUACCAGUUGGCGUUUAGGCAGUCUGCAUCCGAUCGUGAAAUUGUUUGGGUGAUGCGAAUCACCAUCUUUGUAUUCGGCGGUCUCGCUACUUGGAUGGCUUUGGUAACGGGCACAGUUUACGGCCUCUGGUACCUGAGCUCAGAUCUGGUUUAUGUCAUCAUCUUCCCCCAGCUGCUCAGCGUUCUUUUUGUCAAAGGGACCAACACGUAUGGCUCGGUGGCCGCGUACCUGUUCGGGAUGGUGCUGCGUAUAGGUGGGGGGGAACCCUACCUGUCUCUGCCCCCGUUCAUUUACUACCCCGGCUGGACAACUGAGAUGCAGAAGCAUCACAUCACUGGGGAAAUGGAGGAGAUUGUCAAGCAAAAGUUCCCCUUCAAGACCGUCUCCAUGAUAGCCUCCUUUUUGGCCAACUUUGCUUUCUCACACCUGGCAAAGUACCUGUUCGAGAGCGGUAAGAUUUCCCACAAAUACGACUUUCUCGACGCCGUGGUGUCCAGGCACAGCGGAGAGAUAAUGGAUAAGACCACGCUGGUAACCCGCAGCAACAACAUCGGGCUUUCAGAAAUGGCGCCGGUCAAACCACGACUGAGUGUGACGUUGGCGGCCGCCUUCACACGUCGCGACACUCUGCCGACAGAAACAGUGGAGGAGGAAGAGGAGGAGUCCAGCCCCGACUCCCCCCACCAUGACGAGUUACGAUAAAGCUAAGAUAUCAUUGAAAUGAAAGAAAAAAAAAAAAGACUGGAAAAAUUAUGAAACUUCCGGGAAGCAUCAGCAAGCAAACACUUGCCCUUUGGGACUACAAAGUACUUUGACAUCUGGCUUGAUUGGAUAAGCGCCACUUGUCAGGAUAUAUAGUGUAGCAGCUUGCUGAUUAUCCAGACAGGACGCUAUAUUUCUAUGAAGUAAAGAGACACACUUACAUGCACUCAUAGCUCUUAUAGAGAGCAAGUUGUUCUUCAUAUUCAUCCUUUUUUUUGUUAGUUUUUUUGGAUAGUCGUACGGAUGUAAAUUCUGUAAUUCUCAUUAAGUUAUUAAUAACUAUGAAGAGGCAGACCGGAUAAGUUAUGUCAUGAUUGUCAUUCAAGCAAAGGGAAAAAGACAAAAGAAAGUAAGCGACUGACAGCACAAACUACUAUUCAGAAGAAGGGAACCAAUAAGAUACAAGCAAUAACAUAUGUGGGCAGUUUAACAGAUGUGCAGCAGUUGAUUCUGUAGACUGUUAAAAAAAAGUGAGGUAAGUAAAUGGGAAAAAAGUAAAACAAUAUAAUCCACAGCUCCAAUUCACAACAUUUAACCAUUCACAGGAGCACUCAAAUAAAUUAAGUGAAAAUGAAUUAAAACGGAAGGUAAAUUUUCUUACAUUUAUUAUUUAUUUUGACUGACAUGAAUAAAAUGACUGUGAAUCCGAGCAGAUACAACCCAUACGUCAUGCUACGUAGAAAAUAUACAAGCUUUAGGCAAUGGUAUUAGCUAAUAUUCUCUUUAAUAUCAGGUGUAGAUGCAGUUUGAAGCAUAGGAAACAGUGUGAGUUAGUGUUAUUAAAGCUCUCGUAUUCAACUGCCUUAAUGAUAAUCAUAAAAAGAGAUAUUUUAUUGACGCAGUUCAGACCAAAGUCUGGUCAGACUGCGGUGAAAACACUUGAAUAUGAAUGUAACCUCUAGAGAAAAUCUUGUUGUUUUAAAUGGUGUACUUCUGCUGGUUGAAUUUUCCUGUUUCGCUGAUUCUUACCCUUGCAUAACGAUGCGGGUACAGAUGACAUUUUCUGGAUUAUUUGCUGUCAGUAGCUGUGAAGAGAUUCUUUUCUGUGUAAUGUGUAUAUUUGUAUCCAUAGGAGGAUAAAAACAAAUGUUUGGAGGUUGAAAAAAAAUGUUGGUUGUAACUAUUCACAUGAGGUGGAAAGAAU
This is a messenger RNA of Menidia menidia (Atlantic silverside), 3203 nucleotides long. The record is from the annotation of a GenBank genome assembly. NCBI's taxonomy places the organism in Eukaryota, Metazoa, Chordata, Actinopteri, Atheriniformes, Atherinopsidae.